CCAUCCCAUCGCACCCCCCUCAUAAACCACCUCCCAGUUCACUUGCAACGCACCAUAGAUCCCUACAUCCUAACAGUUUAGCAAGCGCCUAAGACAUCAGUAUCUGCCACAAUCUUAUUAUACCACCUAUUCGACGAUAGACCCACCACGACCACCACCACCAUGCAAUCAACCCACCAGCCCAGCCAACCCGCUCAACCUCCCAAAGAAGCAGGCUACAACCAAGCCUCCAAUCCAGUCACACAGACACCAUACGAGCAGCGCGUGCCCCAGGAAUCCACCCAGCCCCGACAGCGCGGGGACGCCAUGUCCUCCAUCACGCGGUCCGCGGAUUCCCGCCCGGCCAAUGAUGAGGCCCUGCGGCAGCUGAACGCAGACCGAGAGCAGGAGCGCGAGGCUAUGCACAAGGCGUCGGAUGUGGAUCUGGAGUACGGCGUCGAGCAGCAGCCGGCCGAGGGGGAAAUCGCCCAUGCAGUCAAGAGUACGUCGGAACGGGCGCGUGCCCGCGCGCAGGCCGGGGCCCACGCUGGACCCGUGGGGAGCGCCAAUGGACCCGGGGGCCCGGGGUAUGAGAAGGGACUGGCGGCCGAUUUGGAUCGAAAGGCCGAAGAACAUGAGCGCAUCCUCGGGGACCGCGUGGGACAGUCCCCGGCGGAACCGGACGGGGAUGGGGUGCUGGCUGAGAGGGAGGCGUUGAGGGAGCGGAAACUGAAGCAGGAUAGUGAGUUGGAUGUAAAGGGGGCGGUCUCGAAGGGCACGGGAGAUCCUGUUGUGGGUUGAGAUCGUGUUACUGUCCUUUUUUUCAUUUAUAGAGCUCAUGCGGGAAUUGAGGUAAUGAAC
Messenger RNA from Aspergillus saccharolyticus JOP 1030-1, 840 nucleotides. RefSeq lists its product as uncharacterized. The transcript has a single exon. The record is from RefSeq and is a predicted model, not a curated record. Bases 163 to 780 code for a protein of 205 amino acids. NCBI's taxonomy places the organism in Eukaryota, Fungi, Ascomycota, Eurotiomycetes, Eurotiales, Aspergillaceae.